Molecule: messenger RNA, 2307 nt
Organism: Symbiodinium sp. CCMP2456
Lineage: Eukaryota; Dinophyceae; Suessiales; Symbiodiniaceae
Source: the annotation of a GenBank genome assembly
AUGUACUUCGACGGUUGCGACGGCGUCGAGGUGCGCGACGUGACGCUCAAGGACUCGGGCUUCUGGAACCUGCACGUCUACCGUUGCAAGGGCGUCGUGCUCGAAGGCGUCACGAUCACCGCGCCGCACGGCGACCCGCCGAAGAUCACCGGCGACGCGCAGCCGUGGGACGAGGUCUCGAUCGAUCGCGCGCCGAGUUCCGACGGCAUUGAUGUCGACAGCUGCCAGGACGUCGUGAUCCGUCGCUGCACGAUUUCGGUCGGCGACGACUGCAUCGCCCUGAAGGGGACCAAGGGGCCGCUGGCGAUGGAGGACGCUUCGAGUCCGCCGGUCGAGAAUGUCGUCGUUGAGGACUGCGACUUUCAGAGCGGCCACGGCGUGCUGACCUGCGGCAGCGAGGCGACGAUCGUCCGCAACGUCGUCGUCCGCGACUGCCGCGUCGGGCCGGCGAUACCGCUGGUGCGGCUCAAGCUGCGCCCGGACACGCCGCAGUUGUAUGAGAACCUCGUGUUCGAGCGGAUCACCCUCGACGGCGCGCAGGCGAUCUUCGACGUCAAACCCUGGACGCAGUUCUUCGACCUCCAGGGCGCCGAGCCGCCAAAGUCGGUGGUCCGCGACGUCGUCGUCCGUGGCCUGCGCGGCACGGUGCGGUCGCUCGGCGAGCUGCGCGGCAACGAGGGGGACGAGAUCAAGAACGUCACGCUAGAGGACAUCGAGGUCGAGGCGCGCGGCAGCCGCCUCCGUGUUGGCGAUGUCGAAGGACUUGUCUUCAAGGACGUGGUCGUCAACGGCGUCCCCUACGAAGCGGAAGGCGUCGCUGUUGCGUUGGUGCUGGCGUCGAUGAUCACUGCGGCGCGCUCGGCGGAGUGGUACGUCUCUCCCGCGGGGAGCGACAGCAACACGGGCGCGAUCGAUUCGCCCUUUGCGUCGAUCGCCCGCGGCCAGCAGGCGGCGUCGCCCGGCGACACGGUCUGGCUCCGCGGCGGCGAGUACCGUUACUCCGGCACGACCGGCAGCGCCAACGCGGUGCUCUUCAACAAGAGCGGCGCCGCCGGCGCGCCGAUCCGGUAUUUCGCCUACCCGGGCGAGACGCCGGCGUUCGACUUCUUCGAUUACCAGCCCGUCCAGCGCAUCCGCGGCUUCAGCGUGCAGGCCGACUGGCUUCACUUCCGCGGCAUCGAGAUUCGCGGCGUGCAGCAGGUGAUCACCAACGUGAACGAGUCGUGGGCGAUCCGCGUCGAGAACCGCGCGGACAACAACGUCUUCGAGCGGCUCAACCUGCACCACAACGAGGGCCCGGGGCUGUUCAUCGCCGACGGCGGCAACAACCUCGUGAUCAAUAGCGACUCCCACAACAACUACGACCCCGACCGCGGCGGCGAGAACGCCGACGGCUUCGGCAGCCACUCGAACGACCCCGGCAACCGCUUCGUCGGCAACCGCGCCUGGAACAACAGCGACGACGGCUUCGACUUCAUCAACUCUCCCGCGCCGGUGGCGCUCGAGGACUCGUGGUCGUGGCGCAACGGUUACAUCCCGGGGACGCUCACCCCGGCGGGCAACGGCGCCGGCGUCAAGGCGGGCGGAUUCGGUCUCAAUUCGGCGACCUUCCCAGCGCCCGGCAGCGUCCCGCGCAACCUCAUCGAAGGGAACCUUUCAUUCAACAACCGCGCGCAGGGCUUCUACGCCAACCACCACCCGGGCGCGAUCGAGUGGAUCGGCAACACGGCGUUCGGCAACCCGCGCGGCUUCGACCUUCUGAACGACGUCGAGCCCGAGACUUGGCCCGCCGAGCACUACCUGCGGAACAACGUCUCGUACGGCAACAACCAGAAUCUGAUGAACGCCAACGGGACGCUGAUCGACGACGAGAACAACACCUGGAACCUACGCGCGGUCACGGCGGACGAUUUUCUCAGCACGACGCCCAGCGGGGUGGACUCCCCUCGGCGGGCGGACGGAUCGCUGCCGGUGAUCGACUUCAUGCGGCUGGCGCCGGGGAGCAAUCUGAUCGACGCCGGCGCCGCGCUGGGCCGGCCGUUCAACGGACUGGCGCCCGAUCUGGGGGCGUUCGAGUCGGGCUUCGCCGGCGACUUCAACGCCGACGGCAGGGUAGACGCCGCCGACUACACGUUCUGGCGCGACCGGCUCGGCCCGGUCUACUCGGCGACGGACUACGCCGUCUGGGUCGCGAACUACGGCACGCUGCAAGCGUCGAUCCCAGCGGCGGCGGUCCCCGAGCCGGCGUUCGGGGCGGCGAUCCCGCUGCUGGCCAUCGUCUGCCGCUGCGGACGGCCGAUCCGCUAG